GAGCGGGAGCUGGGAGGAGGGGGAAGGGAGGGAGGAGAGCGCGCGAACGGGAGACGGAGGAGAGAGGAAGAGAGAGCGAGAGAGAGAAGCAGAAAUGAAAGGGAAGCGCCGCGGUGGCGGCGGCCGCGCAGGAGGCCCGGGCCGUGGCGGCGGCGGCGGCGGCGGCUGCUGCUGCUGCGGGGCCCGCACGUGGGUGUCCCGGCGCCGGCGCGCUCCCCCCCGCCGCCCGCCCGGGACUCAAAGUUUCACCCCCCAGCCGCGCCGCCCCGCCCCUCGGCUGCCCACAAACUUUACUCUCCGGGCGGGUGGGGUGGCCGCGCGUCCCCGACACCCGGGGUGGGGGAGGGCGGAGCGCGCCUCCGGGGGCUCGGGGGUCCCCGAGGGCAGCCGUGCGCCGGGGGGCCCCCCGCCGGAACGGCGUCGGGGCGCCCCAGCCGGGGACCUGUUGAAGACGCUCGCCGGCUGGCCGGGUCCCCACGGGCCUGUCCGGAGUCUCCCGAGUCUCCGUCCUCCUUCCUGGUCGCCCACUCUCAACGUCUCCUCGCGGUCAUUUUCCUAAUUGGACAGAGAUGGGGGUGUGAUCCUCCGCGUCAGAUUGGGGGCCUCGAGGCUGCCGGGUUGAGCGCGGAGGGGGGGCCCGGGGACCGUUGGGGCAGCCUUGCGUCUCUGCCCCGGCGCGCAGAUCCCGCAGAUCCGGCCCUCUGCCACCGCCCCCCCCACCCAACCGCGGACUUGCUAACUAGUGUUCGGAGAAGGACUUUGCACCCUUGAGGGUCACCCAGCCAACUUUGAAGCUACUCUUUCAGCCCUGCCUUGAAUACGUCGAUGCCCUCCUAGCCAGCCGCCCAGGGAUGGAGGGCUUCAUGGACUCAGGGACACAGACGGACGCCGUGGUGGUGCUGUCCUUGGCUCAGGCUGCCGUGCUGGGCCUGGUCUCGGAAAAUGAGCUCUUCGGAGCCACCAUAAGCGCCGAAGCCUUCUACCCGGACCUGGGGCCCGAGCUGUCCGGGGCUUCCAUGGGGGAGCCCGGGCCCCCGGGCCCCGACGUCUACCAGCUGGCCUGCAACGGGCGGGCCCUGGAGGAGCCCGCGGAGGAGGAGGUGCUGGAGGUGGAGGCGGCCUUCGAGAAGCACACCCGGCGGAAGACGCGGCCGCCCGUGCGGCUGGUGCCCAAGGUCAAGUUUGAGAAGGUGGAGGAGGAGGAGGAACAGGAGGUCUACGAGGUGUCCGUGCCCGGGGACGACAAGGACGCAGGCCCCGUGGAGGCGCCGGCCGAGGUGGUGGGCGGCGGCUGCGAGUCGCUGGUGCAGAGCAGCGCCGUCAAGAUGAUCGACCUCAGCGCCUUCAGCCGCAAGCCCCGGACGCUGCGGCCCCUGCCCCGAGCCCCGCCGCGGCCAGAGCUGGAUGUGGCCCCCUACGACCCCCACUUCCCCGACCCGGCCCGGGACGGCUUCCCGGAGCCCAGCAUGGCGCUGCCAGGGCCCGAGGCCUUGCCGGCGGAGUGCGGUUUCGAGCCGCCCCCGCUGGCGCCCCUGAGCGACCCCGAGGCCCCCACCAUGGAGUCCCCCGAGCCCGUGAAGCCGGAGCAGGGCUUCGUGUGGCAGGAGGCAGGCGAGUUCGAGGCGGACGCGGCGGGCUCCACGGUGGAGCGCCACAAGAAGGCCCAGCUGGACCGGCUGGACAUCAACGUGCAGAUCGACGACUCCUACCUGGUGGAGGCGGGCGACCGCCAGAAACGCUGGCAGUGCCGCAUGUGCGAGAAGUCCUACACGUCCAAGUACAACCUGGUGACGCACAUCCUGGGCCACAACGGCAUCAAGCCGCACUCCUGCCCGCACUGCAGCAAGCUCUUCAAGCAGCCCAGCCACCUGCAGACGCACCUGCUGACGCACCAGGGCACCCGGCCGCACAAGUGCCAGGUGUGCCACAAGGCCUUCACGCAGACCAGCCACCUCAAGCGCCACAUGCUGCUGCACUCGGAGGUCAAGCCCUACAGCUGCCACUUCUGCGGCCGCGGCUUCGCCUACCCCAGCGAGCUCAAGGCCCACGAGGUGAAGCACGAGAGCGGCCGCUGCCACGUCUGCGUCGAGUGCGGCCUGGACUUCUCCACCCUGACGCAGCUCAAGCGCCACCUGGCCUCCCACCAGGGCCCCACCCUCUACCAGUGCCUCGAGUGCGACAAGUCCUUCCACUACCGCAGCCAGCUGCAGAACCACAUGCUCAAGCACCAGAACGUGCGGCCCUUCGUGUGCACCGAGUGCGGCAUGGAGUUCAGCCAGAUCCACCACCUCAAGCAGCACUCGCUCACCCACAAGGGCGUGAAGGAGUUCAAGUGCGAGGUGUGCGGCCGGGAGUUCACGCUGCAGGCGAACAUGAAGCGGCACAUGCUGAUCCACACCAGCGUCCGGCCCUACCAGUGCCACAUCUGCUUCAAGACCUUCGUGCAGAAGCAGACCCUCAAGACCCACAUGAUUGUACACUCGCCGGUGAAGCCAUUCAAGUGCAAGGUGUGCGGGAAGUCCUUCAACCGCAUGUACAACCUGCUGGGCCACAUGCACCUGCACGCGGGCAGCAAGCCCUUCAAGUGCCCCUACUGCUCCAGCAAGUUCAACCUCAAGGGCAACCUGAGCCGGCACAUGAAGGUCAAGCACGGCGUCAUGGACAUUGGCCUGGAUAGCCAAGACCCCAUGAUGGAGCUGACGGGCGCCGACCCCUCCGAGCUGGACGGCCAGCAGGAGAUGGAGGACUUCGAGGAGAACGCCUUCGCCUACGCGGCGGUGGACGGCGGCGCCGAGGCCAGCGUCCUGACCGAGCAGGCCAUGAAGGAGAUGGCCUAUUACAACGUGCUCUAGCCCGCGCCGGGCCGCCCGGACCGGGGUGAGGAGGGCCCGGGGCGUGGGGGUGAGGCCCGCGGGCCUCGGGCUGCGCCUGCCGCCACAGAGGCGCGAGCUACUACUGCCCCACUGCCCGGAGACCCCCCUGCUCCCCGCCGAGUCGUGUGCACCACGAAGGACUUGGAGACCAAAUGGACUGCACCCCUGGCCUCGGCUGUGAACCAGAACCAGGCCCCAGGCGUCCCAGGGGGAGGGAGGGCAAUGCAGGGGCCCAGGCCUGCGUCUCCGAGCCUGCUGCCGUGGGAAGGCGGGGGACGUGUGGACAGGGGCUGUUUGGGGACAGGUCCCGAGGACACAGGUGCUGGGGUGUGUGUCCCCAGGCCCAGCAGAGCUGGGGCCGCCCUCCUGCUGGCCCCGCAGGGGUCCUGACACUGGAAGAAGAGGCUGCUUGAGCCAGGUUUUGUUUCUCCUCCGGACCAGCUCCUGCCUCUGGGGGUGCCUGAGCUCCUGGGCUGGUCGGCACCGCCCACCCCUGCCUGCUAGCCCCCCGGGAGCUGCACGGAGCCCAGGCCCCAGAGCCGUCUUCCCGCCCUGUCCGUGGACAGCCAGGCUGGGCCCCUGGCGUCUACCUCCUGGUGCCUCCCAAGCCCCCCGACCCCCGCCCCACAGCCAGCGUGCUUGGGCCGACCUGGCUGGUGGGAGAGCAGACGCACCCCAGAAAUCCACCCUGAGAGCACCCUCUCCGGCCACCCCCUCACCCCUGGAAGGUCCCCAUCUUACAGCCCUAAGAUGGAUUUCCACAAAUGUCAUCCAAGUCUCGCAUGAUCGGGGCCAGGGUCCCCGCCCACCCCCACUCCGAGAACAGAGCCGGGACACACUAACAGACGGAGGGAGGCCCCGUGCGCAAGGGUGCAGGGCGCGGUGCGGAGGUCACGGGGACCCAAGGGAGCUGUCCUCCGAGGAGGCCAAGGACCACCUGGGGUGGGGGGGCUGGAGCGUCUUUCUUAUUUAAAGCAUAACAAGUGUCCCCCCUGAAGACAGGGACAGUCCAGUCAGCAGGCUCCCGGGAAGAGCAACAUGGAAAAAGGAAGGUGAAGACCACAGAGGGGAAACAAAAAAAAAAAAAAAAAGAUUUUUUUUUUUGGAGCACAUGGGGGUAUUCGGAAGGUAAUUUAUUAUUACUUUUUUUUCCUUUCCAACUGUGUCGCCUAUUACCUUUUCGGACGGAGGCCGUUCUCUUUCUCCCUGCGGAAGCUUUCUCGUGUGCCAUGCGUGCUGUGUGCCCCCCCCAGAGCGGCCUGGCCGGGCAGGACCGGGCCCGGCAGCGGUGCCCGCCAGAGGCUCGCCCGCACUGCUGCUCGCCUCUGUCCCCACACCGGCUCCUGCCCCUGGAACAGAAGGUGGCAGGCCCAGGGCAGGGAGACGGCACAUUCAGGAAUGCCAGGGCGCCCGGCCUCCUGCCCGCCUCCCAGGCUCAGAGGCCUCCGUGGGGAGGGGCGGGCAGGGCUGGCCCCCCCCCGCCCCCAAGGCAUGGAAGAAGGUGAAGCCACCAACUUCACAGCCUCGAAGCCAGGGGUGGGCGGGGCACCGUGUUGAGAUGCAUCGGCACCCAAGGCUGGACCCCCCCCCCCCCAGCGGAGCACCGAGCCAGGCCUCGGGGUGGCUGUGACCGGCACCGAGGGGAGGACAAGGUGGCCUUGAGAUCGGGCAGCCAGGCGCGACGUCCUUCUCUGCUCCAGCACACACGAAGCCACGGGUGAGAGGGCUGAGGCCACCAGCCCCCCAGGUGCCCGCCGUGAUGACCCUCAGGUGGCAGUGACUCCGUCACUGUAGAAGACAUUUUCUCCUGCUGAGCAGAAGCAUCUUCCCCUGCAAACUACCUCUUCCCACAACGUCUUUCUCCCCUGGUACCAAAAAGAACCCUGUACCUCCUCCUCCUCCUCCUCUUCCCCUCUCCUGCCAGCGCAGUGGCCUUGGUCUCGGGAACCCAAGGGAGAAGGGGUGGGCCCCAGGGUGGGGCGCUCCUCCCCCAGCCCCGCCAUCAGCUCCGGCCCUCUGCGAGGUUCGAUACUUGAAUGCCCCUGCCCGGUGCCUUGGGCCCCGGGCGCAGCUAAGAGACGGGGAGAGCACAACUCACGACUGGAGCUGGGGCAGGGUGGGCUCGGCCGGGCUCCCGUCCCCCCCCCCUCGCCCCCAGCCUUUGCAAAAGAGGUGUGCGGCCUCUCGGGUGACUCGGAAACUCCUGAACGAAUACCACUCUAACUUAUUUUGACCAACCGUUUAGAACUUCCCACUUGUGCAAAGCCCUACUGUGUUUUUACGUUCCUGUUUAAAAAGAAAAGUUUACUUAGCAAUAAUUAUAAAUAAAUGAAUAUUCUUUAGCGCGCGCGACUGCGAGUGCUUCAUUCCACCCUCCCCACCCGGGACCAUCCGCGCACUGGCGAGCUCACCUGCAGCGCCAGGUGCCUGCAGGGAGCUGCCCCGAGCCCGGGGGAAGGGGACCGGCCAAGCCACCGCAAGCACAGAAAAGCUGCAUCCCCCUCCUGACCCACCGGCAGGGCUCCAGGACAAGGGCCAGCUCACCGUGCCACCCUGGGCUGCGGAGGCUGUGCGUUCUGGGGAGCUGCCAGCCCUUCUCCUCUGACGGGCAAGAAGGGGCUGGAAAUCUCGAACUCCCUCCUUCCCCGCCCGGGAGCUGGGCGGACCAGCGGGAGCCCGCCGGCUUUUCUUCCCACAGCCCUGGCCGCAGAGCCGUCCUUCCCACCGAAGGGGGCGCCAGUGAGGCGGGCCGCUGGAGCCCACCUCCCACCUAACAGGCCUUCUUCCCAAGGGUUCAGUUCUAGGAGCUGUGCGAGUGCCCCCCACCCCAAAUUUGGGAAAUGGACGCAGGGCUGCCAAGUAUCUAUUUUAGUGAGUGAACAGCAUAUAACUCUUCCCGAGGACAUUCUAACACCAAAAAGUGUCACAGAAGAGUGAGUAGCCCUGUGAAUGGGAUCUAUUGAACCUCCCAGCAAUUUAUCACCUUACUGUUCUAGUUUUGCUGGAGUGGAGAAGAUGACCAGAGCCUGGGACCCACUGUCCUGGACUACACGGGGGCCUCGAGCACGCCGCCCCCCCGGGCCCCCAGCCCCCCGCAGCUGCUGAGCAGGCCUUGUCAUUUGCACCGAGAAAAGGGCGGAGAGGUCCGGAGAUGUUUAGAACGUUAAAACCAACAGAGAAAGAGAUAAAUGAAAAUGUAACCAGAAUCAGUCACCCCAAAAUGAUACAGGAACCGUGCUAGGAAACUCCAGGGAACCCACAGGCCUGCGACCCCAGAGUCACAGCGGCUACUCAGGUGGCUCCUGCUGGAUGGUACCGGGUCCCCCCCUGAC
Messenger RNA from Phyllostomus hastatus (greater spear-nosed bat), 6205 nucleotides. It is a transcript of the gene ZNF710, whose product is annotated as zinc finger protein 710. Lineage: Eukaryota; Metazoa; Chordata; Mammalia; Chiroptera; Phyllostomidae. The coding region runs from base 852 to 2852 and encodes 666 amino acids. The transcript has 6 exons. The record is from RefSeq and is a predicted model, not a curated record.